AUGCGACAACCAGCAAUGCCAAUCCCCUCGCCCUUUCAGUCUUCCAUUGCGAAGCCGGGGCAGGGCAAAGUCGUCCUCUCCCUCCUCCCACCAAACAAUCCGACCCUAACAACCCUCACCUACAAAUAUCCAUUGAAAUUGGUCCCGCGCACCGGCGGUUUUACUCCAACCCCAGACCCCGCCGGCUUAUCAGACACAUGUCCCUCCCACCCGGUCCAUCUCUACCUCCUAACCUACGGCGGCGGGCUGCUACCCGGCGAUCACAUCGAAGUAUCCAUCAAACUAGAGCCGCGGACGCGAAUGGUCGUAACAACCCCACAAGGAAGCACCAAGAUCUUCAAAACAGACCCAAAUAACUGCGGCACCAGCCCAAACGUCAUUAAAGGCCACCGCAAACAAAUGCCCGCCAACGCACACCUCUCCGACAUGAGCCAACAAUCCCUCGACGUUCACAUCGGCCGCCAAGCAGCCCUCUGCUACCUCCCCGACCCCUCAGUCCCCUUCCAACACAGCCGCUACGCCCAAGUACAAACCUUCACCGUGGACGCCAGCGCCAAAGGCGACCAGCGCAGCAGUCUCUGCGUCCUGGACUGGGUAACGCAAGGCCGGACCUCGCGCGGCGAGAACUGGAACUUCCGCUUCUGGCGCGGCCGCAACGAAGUCUGGGCCGAAGACGAGAAAACAGGCAAAAGCCGUCUCCUACUGCGGGACUCGGUCAUCCUAGACGAUGAGUCCGAAGACCUCGACGACUCAGAUAUGUCCGAAGACGAGGUCGAGAGCACGAACCGCAAUAUGCAGAACGGCUUAGCGAACCGCGCCGAUUUGCCUCCACAGGCGCCCGCCGGGCUGACACCGCUGAACCUCAUCGCGGAGCGCACGCGACCGCACGGUGUCGUCGGCACGCUUAUUCUCUCUGGUCCGGUCUUCGAGGCUCUUGGGUCCUUCUUUCUGCAUCAGUUCCAGUCGCAGCCUCGGAUUGGAGGCCGUAAUUGGUCGGACCAUGCGCCGUCGGUGCCGGAGCCCUCGCUUAGCCUGCAGGGUGCUGUUACUUGGACUGCGGCACGCGUGCGCGCUGGGUUCGUGCUUGUCAAGUUCGGUGCCAAGGACUUCGAGACUGCUAAGCACUGGCUUGGCGGACUUAUUCGUGAAGAGGGGAGUGUCGCCCGGGAGUUCGGCGAAGAAGCGCUCUUCUGUUUAUAA
Molecule: messenger RNA, 1200 nt
Organism: Penicillium paradoxum
Lineage: Eukaryota; Fungi; Ascomycota; Eurotiomycetes; Eurotiales; Aspergillaceae
Product: urease accessory protein UreD
Exons: 1
Coding region: 1-1200 (399 amino acids)
Molecular function (GO): nickel cation binding
Source: RefSeq, a predicted model, not a curated record